UGGUGUCUACACAUGAGAUAGUCGGGAAGGAGAUGACAGCCUUCUCAAGAUAAGAGUGGCCUUUGCUUUUAGAAUGUCUGAUAAAUGGAUGUAAUUCUUCCUGCACAUCAACUGGUUCUCCCACCUUCAACAAAGGAGCAGACCAUUAAUAGCUCACUUAGUUUCAUUUUCCCAAAAGCAGCGUAGGCUUGUGGAGGGGAGAUCUAGUGGAAGUUGUGUCGUGCUACUGUUUUAAGUAAAGCUGGACUGUGGUGCUGAUAAGUUGUCUUCUGGACAGCGAUUUCUUGCUCUUCAGGGAGUUUAUGUUUGGAAGGAUCUGAAGGCAGAAGCAGUGGGUCUUUCAAAGCAGUCAGUUCUAAUACGUUGGGGAAGAGAGGAGGAAUUGAUUGCUUUUUCAGACUUUAAUGGGGUUCGAGUUGCUGUUUCUUUUUCCUUUUUCUUCGUUUUAUCAUUCUUUGGCAGAGUUCCGAGGGUUCAGUUGAAAGGCCGGUUCUCUUUUUUGUUUUCGAGAUAGUCUAAGGAGUUCUUUUGGUGGACGAUCAGUUUGAAGCAGGGAUCUGUUGCAGAGUUAGUUUUCAUCUCACCUGUGACGCAGAGGCGUGUGAUUUAAGUGAGAUUAGGUGAGCUAUGGAAAAGGAGUUUUGAGGUAAUCAGAUGUUGUUUUAAGAAGGCAAAAGGGUGAGACUGCUAGAAAUGAGUACACAAAAGCUGAAGCGGAGAGUGGGGAAGUAUGAGUUAGGGAGGACUAUCGGAGAGGGAACAUUUGCAAAAGUCAAGUUUGCUAAGAACACAGAGACGGGGCAGCAUGUAGCUAUCAAAAUCCUUGAAAAAGACAAGGUUCUCAAGAACAAGCUGGUUGAACAGAUCAAAAGGGAGAUUGCUACAAUGAAGCUGAUAAAGCAUCCAAAUGUUGUCUGUCUAUACGAGGUGAUGGGAAGCAAGACCAAGAUAUUCCUUGUCCUCGAAUUUGUCACUGGGGGGGAACUGUUUGACAAAAUUGUCAAUUUUGGACGAAUGAACGAGGAUGAAGCAAGGAGGUACUUCCAGCAACUUAUCAAUGCAGUUGAUUAUUGUCACAGCAGGGGAGUAUAUCACAGAGACUUAAAGCCUGAAAAUUUACUACUUGAUGACCGGGGAAACCUCAAAGUAUCUGAUUUUGGCUUGAGUGCUCUUUCACAACAAGUCAAGGAUGAUGGGCUACUACAUACCACUUGUGGAACUCCAAAUUAUGUCGCACCAGAGGUACUAAAUGAUAGAGGUUAUGAUGGCGCAACUGCUGAUCUCUGGUCAUGUGGGGUCAUUCUCUUCGUCUUGCUUGCAGGUUACUUGCCUUUUGAUGAUUCAAAUAUUUCGACCCUCUAUAAAAAAAUUUCAACGGCAGAUUUUACCUGCCCAUCUUGGAUUUCUCUAGGCGCAAUGCAGCUGAUUAGGAAGAUUUUAGAUCCAAACCCCAUGACACGAAUUACCAUCCCUGAGAUUUUGGAGGACAAAUGGUUCAAGAAAAACUACAAGCCACCUGUAUUUCAAGAAGAAGAAAAUGUAAACUUAGAUGACGUUGAUGCUGUUUUCAAAGACUCUGAAGAAUAUCAUGUGACAGAGCAGAAGGACAUCCAGCCAUCAGUAAUAAAUGCAUUUGAGCUUAUUUCAAUGUCAAAAGGCCUUAACCUUGGAAACCUAUUUGAUGAAGAGCAGGAGUUCAAGAGGGAGACACGAUUUACAUCGCAGUGUGCUGCUAAAGAAAUUAUCACUAAAAUUGAAGAAGCUGCCAAGCCUCUUGGUUUUGAUGUUCAGAAGAAGAACUAUAAGAUGAGGCUGGAAAAUUCAAAAGCUGGAAGGAAGGGAAAUCUUAAUGUUGCUACAGAGGUGUUCCAAGUGGCCCCUUCUCUUCACAUGGUCGAGCUGCGAAAGGCUAAGGGGGAUACCCUGGAGUUCCACAAGUUCUAUAAGAACCUUUCAGCUGGCCUAAAAGACAUUGUUUGGAAAACUGAUGACGACAUGGAAAAUAACAAGCCUAACGAACGAAAUGGCAGCCACAGUAAUUGCUCUUAGUUAUUACCGGAGCUUGGAUAUAUGGACAUGAUGAGGUGAAUGCAAGAACCAUCACUGUCCAAUUUUGAAGCGCCACUUCCAGCAUACUGGUUACUGUGUAUGUGUUUGUUUGUGCCGGAUACUGACUUUGUAAUGUAGCUUGGGAAUGUUACGCUA
Molecule: messenger RNA, 2205 nt
Organism: Nymphaea colorata (pocket water lily)
Lineage: Eukaryota; Viridiplantae; Streptophyta; Magnoliopsida; Nymphaeales; Nymphaeaceae
Product: CBL-interacting protein kinase 32-like
Exons: 15
Coding region: 694-2049 (451 amino acids)
Biological process (GO): protein phosphorylation; signal transduction
Molecular function (GO): protein kinase activity; ATP binding
Source: RefSeq, a predicted model, not a curated record